Molecule: messenger RNA, 1373 nt
Organism: Laetiporus sulphureus 93-53
Lineage: Eukaryota; Fungi; Basidiomycota; Agaricomycetes; Polyporales; Laetiporaceae
Product: proline iminopeptidase
Exons: 17
Coding region: 122-1063 (313 amino acids)
Biological process (GO): proteolysis
Cellular component (GO): cytoplasm
Molecular function (GO): aminopeptidase activity
Source: RefSeq, a predicted model, not a curated record
CGGAUACCGACUCGCUUUUGGUCUGCGCAUAAAGUUGCCUUUCUCGCACUUUCAUUUGCAUCUGCCCACGCGCCAAUUCAGCUUGGACACCAAGUCAUCAAUCGCAAGUCAUAUCGCGAACAUGUAUCCGCCCAUCGAACAAUAUGAAACAGGAAAGUUGAAAGUUUCCGACAUACAUACACUCUACUACGAGAUCAGCGGAAACGAGAAAGGAACUCCAGUCGUUUUCCUACACGGCGGCCCAGGAAGUGGUACUGACCCUAAGGACCGUUUGUUCUUUAAUCCGGAGAAAUACAAGAUCAUCUUGUUCGACCAAAGAGGCGCUGGAAAGUCUACUCCGACCGCGUCACUCGAGGAGAAUACGACUUGGGACCUCGUCAAGGAUAUCGAAAGGCUUCGCGAACAUCUGAAGAUCGCCAAAUGGAAUGUUUUCGGAGGUUCAUGGGGAUCUACGCUAUCCUUGGCAUAUGCCCAGUCCCAUCCAGAACGUGUCAAGACUCUCGUCUUACGCGGGAUAUUUACGUUGCGUAAGAGCGAACUCCGGUUCUUCUACCAAGAAGGGACGUCGCAUUUGUUCCCAGGCGCAUGGGAGGAAUAUAUCGCUCCGAUUCCAGAACCCGAACGACACGACAUGAUUACCGCGUAUCACGCACAGCUCAACUCCGCAGAUGAAGAGACGCGCAUCAAGGCAGCAAAGGCUUGGUCGAAGUGGGAGAUGGCCACGUCCAAACUUUACGUGGAUCCUGCGCAACUGGCGCAAGCAGAUAACGACCGCUGGGCCAAUGCAUUUGCAAGAAUCGAGAAUCACUACUUCGUGAACGAUGGGUUCAUGAGAGAUGGUCAACUGCUCGAGAAGCAAGAGAUCGACAAGAUCCGGCACAUCCCUACAAUCGUCGUCCAGGGAAGAUAUGAUGUCGUAUGUCCGGCAAGGACCGCGUAUGAUUUGAAGAAGGUAUGGCCUGAGAUAACGCUGCACAUCGUGCCCGACGCAGGGCACUCAGCGAGGGAGCCGGGCACGGCCAAGCUGCUCGUUGAUGCAACGGACAAGAUGGCUGAUCUAUGAGCCCCAGUGAUAGGAUCUCGGGAAUCUACCCAGGCUACUGGUGCAAUGGGCCAUGCUGUGCAUUCCGGAUCUGGGUGUAGCUCAGACACACGACUCUGUUAUCAGAUGCUGACCGCGGACCUUGCAGCAGCCGUGAGUGUUUUGAGCUGAUCGUCUGCGUGCUAAGCGGGUGUGGCCUGCGCGUGGUAAGAGCUACCCAUGCGGCUGAUAUGUCAAGCGUUACCAUCGAGCGGACCUUGCUCCCAGCAUGACCAAGUUCUUGACUUCCUGCCAGAACAUUAUGUCCGAAAUGAAUGAACGUGAAACUUAC